Akanthomyces muscarius is the source of this 1173-nucleotide messenger RNA. RefSeq lists its product as uncharacterized. Gene Ontology annotation, biological process: regulation of protein phosphorylation. The coding region runs from base 1 to 1173 and encodes 390 amino acids. The transcript is spliced from 2 exons. Lineage: Eukaryota; Fungi; Ascomycota; Sordariomycetes; Hypocreales; Cordycipitaceae. Gene Ontology annotation, molecular function: cAMP-dependent protein kinase regulator activity. The record is from RefSeq and is a predicted model, not a curated record. Gene Ontology annotation, cellular component: nucleus; cAMP-dependent protein kinase complex.
AUGUCUGGCGCUUUCACGAGUCCCUUCGGCGCCAACGCCAAUCCUUUCGGUGGCGAUCGAUCCCAACCCGAUACGAUGAACCGAGUCAUCGAAGAGGAAGAGCAAGACACUGUCGCUUCCCCCACAACAGGCAGCUUUGUCCCCGGAGCUUCUGCUGGCUUCUCCAAUGUAUUUGGCGGCGAUGCUUCUGGAGAUACGCCCCCCACUAUCCGAUCGCCGCCUAACCCUGACAGCUACCCGGCUCAAUACAACUUUAACAGAAGAACCUCCGUGUCAGCUGAAUCGCUCAAGCCCAGCGCCGACACAUACGAUAACUGGUCCCCACCAUUUCACGAAAAGACCCCCGAUCAGAUCAGCCGUCUGAAGCAUGCCAUUGAGGGAAACUUCCUCUUUAGCCAUCUUGAUGACGAGCAGAGCAACCAGAUUCUUGGAGCUCUCGUCGAAAAACCGAUUCCUGCCAAGGACAUCAAGGUGAUUAGCCAAGGUGAUGCCGGUGACUAUUUUUACGUGGUCGAAAAGGGUUCCUUCGACGUCCAUGUCAACUCGACAGGCACCAUCGGACCUGGUCCUGAGGGUAUGGGCAGCAAGGUUGGCACUAUUGAAGCUGGCGGCUCCUUUGGUGAGCUUGCUCUCAUGUAUAAUGCCCCUCGUGCCGCGACUAUUGUUUCUGCCGAAGGUAACUGCACCCUCUGGGCUCUCGACCGUGUCACCUUUCGCAGAAUCCUGAUGGAAUCCACUUUUGCCCGCCGACGUAUGUACGAGAGCUUCCUCGAGGAGGUUCCCCUCCUCUCCUCGCUCACCCCAUACGAGCGAUCCAAAAUCGCCGACGCUCUCGAGACUCAAAAGUUUGCCCCGGGUGCUGUCAUUAUUAAGGAAGGCGACCCUGGCUACUCUUUCUAUCUGCUGGAAGACGGCACCGCCGAUGCGUACAAGGGUGAUACCAGCAACAAGGUGCUGCAAUAUAAAAAGGGCGAUUUCUUUGGCGAGCUGGCUCUGCUGAAUGAUGCUCCACGAGCUGCUAGUGUUGUUGCCACCACGGACGUCAAAGUUGCCACUCUUGGCAAGAAUGCUUUCCAGCGACUACUUGGUCCCGUGGAAGGUAUUCUGCGCCGUACAAAGUACCAGGGAGUCAAGGCUGGCGUGGAGGAGAUGGACCCCUUGUCCCGCGAUUAA